Molecule: messenger RNA, 2881 nt
Organism: Neofelis nebulosa (Clouded leopard)
Lineage: Eukaryota; Metazoa; Chordata; Mammalia; Carnivora; Felidae
Gene: IFNAR1
Product: interferon alpha and beta receptor subunit 1
Exons: 12
Coding region: 1-1848 (615 amino acids)
Biological process (GO): cytokine-mediated signaling pathway
Molecular function (GO): interferon receptor activity; protein binding
Source: RefSeq, a predicted model, not a curated record
AUGGGCGGGGUGGGAGGCGGUCGCGGACAGGAGGUGACUGUGCAGUGGGCGGGGCGAGGGGCGGGGCGAGAAGCCGCUUUUGCGCCGAGGGUUGCCUUGCGUUGUAGGGUUCUGCCCGAGGUGACCGAGGAUGUGACUGGCCCGGCCGGCGGCGGCCAGCGGAGGAUGUUCUCCCUCCUGGGCGCGACGACCCUGAUGCUGGUUGCUGGAGCGCCGUGGACUUUGCCCGCAGCCGCAGGGGGAACAAACCUAAAAUCUCCUGAAAAUGUAGAGGUCCACAUCAUUGAUGACACCUUCACCCUGAGGUGGAAUGGGAGCGAUCCAGCUGGCGGGAACGUGACUUUCUCAGCAGAUUAUCAAGUACCCAGAAAUGAUACUUGGCUAAAAUUGCCUGGGUGUCAAUCUGUUACUAGUACCAAAUGCAACUUUUCUUCACUCAAGCUAAAUGUUUACGAAAAAGUCAAAUUGCGUGUAAGAGCAGAAAAAGGAAACGAGACUUCUCCAUGGCAUAACGUUGACGCAUUCGCCCCAUUUGAAAAAGCUCAAAUUGGUCCUCCAAAAGUACAUUUAGAAGCCGAAGAUAAGGCAAUAAAAAUAAACAUCUCCCCACCUGGAGCAAAAGAUGGUGUCAUGUGGGCUCUGGAUAGCUCGAGUUUUACAUACAGCUUAGAUAUCUGGAAAAACUCUUCAAGUGCCGAAAUAAAGACUAAAACUGUUUAUCCCAGAGACAAAAUUUAUAAACUCUCACCAGAGACGACUUACUGUUUAAAAGUUAAAGCAAGACUUCUGCCGAGAAAAAUUGGUGCCUAUAGUCCAGUGUAUUGUAUAAAGACCACAGUUGAAAAUAAGCUGCCUCCACCAGAAAACGUUCGAAUUGAUGCUGUAAAUGACAUCUGUGUUCUUAAGUGGGAUUACGCAUCUGAAAACAUGACUUUUCAAGCUCAGUGGCUCCAUGCCUAUUUUAAAAAGAUUCCUGGGAACAACUCAGGUAAAUGGAAACAAAUGCCAGGCUGUGAAAAUGUCAAAACUACCCAGUGUGUCAUUCCUCAAAAUACUUUCCAGAAAGGAAUUUACCUUAUCCGUGUUCAAGCAUCUGAUGGAAAUAUCACAUCUGUUUGGUCUAAAGAAAAAAGAUUUGAUGCUCAAUUACAAAGUGUCCUCGUUCCUCCAACCAUUAAUGUGAAACCCACGAAUGAUGUUUCCCUGCGGGUCUUUAUCGGCGCUCCAGAAGAGUCUGAAAACAAGUCUGUGAACCAGCAUUACUCACUAAUUUAUGAAAUCAUAUUUUGGGAAAACACUUCAAAUGCUGAGAGAAAAACUCUAGAGAAAAGAACUGACUUUACUUUUCCUAACUUGAAACCACUGACUGUAUAUUGUGUCAAAGCCAGAGCACUCACUGAGAAUGAAAGGUGGAAUAAGAGCAGCGUUUUUAGUGAUCCUGUGUGCGAGAAAACAAAACCAGGAAGUACUUCCAAAACGUGGCUCAUAGCCGGGAUUUGUGCUGCCUUAUUGUCCAUCCCGGUCGUCACUUACGUUCUGAAACUGUUCCUGCGAUGUGUCCGUUAUGUGUUCUUCCCAUCAAGUACACCUCCUUCCACGAUAGAUGAGUAUUUCUCUGAGCCGCCACUCCGGAACCUCCUCCUUUUCACUUCUGAAGAGCAAACUGAAAGGUGUUUUAUAAUCGAAAAUACAAACAUUAUCACCGCAGUAGAAGAAACUGAGCAAAUCGGUGAAGAUCACAAAAAAUACAAUUCCCAAACCAGUCAAGAUUCGGGAAAUUACUCGAACGAAGACGACAGCAACGACAGCAAAAGCGGCGAAGACUUCCCGCAACAGGAAGCCGAGUGACCGGAAGCGAGCGCUACACCCUCCGGAAGUUGCGUGGGAGGCACGCCGGAAGUGCGAGCUGCGCCGCUUGGUCCCUCCGCUCCGGCUUGCUGGGGAAGGAAAACAUCUCCGGGUCGUAGGUCCUAAAAUACAGGCAAGCACGUGACAGCGGUAUUUGCAAACGGAAGAACACAGAUCGGGACACACGUUCUCCGUAUUCUUUCCCACGUGUGGAGCCGUGACCGAGGGUGGUUAAUUGUGUUCCCGUCGGGUAACACGGUCACCGUGCUGCCUGUGGCCGCGCGUCACCCAUUCGUUCGCCAUCCUCCAUUCCCAGUGUGAUAGUUAAGGAUUUUUCCGGGAGCAGUUAGACACUCUUGUAGGCCCUUGGGAAAUUUCCUCAGAAAAGCCGGGUUCCGUUACCACUGGUUUUCUGGAAAACAGCUUAGUCCAGAAAACAUCUGCAGAUGCCAGGAAUGGGAUCCGUAACAUUUUCAGGGGACUUCUCUCCGGGUAUCCCCGAAACACUGGCUCUACAUCACAGUUACCUCUCCCUUCUGUGGUUGAGGCUUCAAAACAGGUAAUCUUUUGCUAGACAUUAACACUUCCCGAUUCAGAACUUAAUUCACAACUUAGUAGAACAGUAGCUUCUGAAUUCGCAGCCACCGAAGUUACAGAGAAAGGGCAAACUGUCUAGAGAAGUUAGGAUUUUUUUUAGCAGAAGGAAGUAUGUAGAGGUGAGCCAGGUGUAUGCAGGAAGGCUUGAGACCAGAAUUUGCUACCGAUAGAGUACGAGGUAGAAGAUAAUUCAGUAGGAGGAAAGCAGGUGACUUUAAUGUAAAAUAAGAGUAAUGUGUCUAAUCAACUUUUAAUUAUUAACGUGCCGUGUGGUCGCUUGUUGCUAGGCUCAUGUGCCUUUUUUUUUUUUCCUUUCUCAGUUUUAUUGAGAUGUAAUUGACCUGUAACUUACCUGUGUCGUGUCUCAAACCCACCCAGCUUCUCUGUGUCGUGUGGCUGUGUUCAGGCAUCCCUUCUGUUUCGUUUACGUGUGCUC